AUGUCUACUUCAGGUGAUAACCUUUUGACGGCCCUUAUAUCUGGGUCGACCGCAACAGCGGUAACGUCUACAAUUACUUACCCUCUUGACUUUAUCAAGACGCAGCAGCAAUUAAACAACUACCAGUUGAUGUCCAAGUACAAAAUUCCUAGUAAUUAUCCCAAUUCUUUGGUACAAAUAUUCUGCGGAGGGAGUGCAUUGGUGAUAGGUAACGUUGCUAAAAACCAAGCUAGAUUAAUUUCGUACAAUUGGGCUACCAAGUUCAUGUCGCUAGAGUCUCACCACCAAGAUGAAAAAUUACUGGGUAAGGUAAAGACUAGUGCUCCUAGAAUGGUUAUUGCCGGAGCGAUGAGUGCUUUCAUUGAAACCUUAUUCAUAAUCCCAUUUGAAAACAUAAAAAUUACAAUGAUCCAGAAUAUGUCUUUAACUAAUGAAAUCAAUAGAUCUAGAGCCCAGGCAAACGUACAAGAUGUCACUGGAGCUGUUGUACUUAAUAGACACCAUAAACCUCAUGCGUCUGUUUUUACCAAGCAGUACAUUUCACCAAACGCAUACUACCCCAGCGACUUGUUACAGCAAUAUAAGACUGGUAAAACUUAUGUAAAGGGAGGUGGAAUCACCCAUUCAGACCACCCUCACCUGAAUUGUAAAGGCAAACUAAACAAGGCCGAUAAGUUGAAAAGAAAGUUUAAUAAAGCUCCAACUUUGACCUUCUUGGGUACGGUGAAAGAAAUAUAUUUAUUGAAGGGCUUAAGUGGGUUCACCGCAGGUUCUAUAGUUACCAUGACAAGACAAGUAGCUAUUUCGUCUGUUUGGUUGUCCACGUACAACGCCACUAGACAGCUAUUAGAUCCUCAUAACAAAUCUUCGUCUGGUAUAAAUGAACAACUGUGGUUUGGACAUAAGCAUACCAUGGUGCAACUGAUGGGAUUGCAUUUAUUAUCUUCCAUAGCGGUUAUAGUUGUUACACAGCCACUAGAUGUUAUCAAAUCGCAUAUGCAGCUGAAGAAUGGUAAAAAGAUCUAUAGAGACUCUUUACAUACUGCUUAUAAAAUUUUCUUGAAUCAGGGAAUAACAAAGUUAUGGAGUGGUUCUGUUCCACGUGGUCUUAAGGUAUUCGCCAGCGGUGGACUCACAGCUACGUUUUAUAGUUAUGUCGAGGGGGUUGUCAACGUAGCGGGAGGACAACGAGUAUUUGCAGCCGAAUAG
This is a messenger RNA of Dujonia railenensis, 1209 nucleotides long. The record is from the annotation of a GenBank genome assembly. NCBI's taxonomy places the organism in Eukaryota, Fungi, Ascomycota, Pichiomycetes, Serinales, Debaryomycetaceae.